UAGACAUGCAUGUAAAAUUAGGCAACUCUGUUGUUGACCUUUGGCUUAAUACACGAGCCAUAUAGUCCUCCUCCGUGGCGGUUGUGCGGUGGUCCUCCUCCCUCCCUCGCAACGUCACCAGAGUACUAGCCGCCACCGUUUUCCUUAUCCUCUCUGAUCUCCUCAGUUAACUAUUUCUUGUAGAGGAUUUGAAACCUUUUCUUGGAUUAGACACCAUCUAUUCAUUCAUAAUUUUUAGACAAGAUUUUCGGUUGAUUUGUCGUUGUUUCUGGGUGUCCAGUUUUUGAUUUGCUUUUUCCUCAUGCGGCCCUGCAUAUCCAAGAUUAUGAAAAGGCAUCCGGGUCUGAGGAAUUUCAGCUCCGCCAAUGGUACAAGCAUGUCUGGCAUUCUACAGAGAGGCAGUAAUAGUCCAGAUUUAAGAAGUAGCCAUAUGGGCAGAACCAUGUCAAAGAUGUAUGCUACUUCAUGUGAAAAAUUUUCGGCAGAUGCGCCUAAAGAUAAUCCUGUUUCAGAUAUGUUAGCUGAUACAUUUGGGAGGCUACAUACUUAUCUGAGGAUCUCAUUAACAGAACGUUGUAACUUGAGAUGCCAGUACUGCAUGCCUGCUGAAGGUGUAGAGCUCACUCCUAGUCCUCGACUUCUCUCACAGAAUGAGAUUGUUCGUCUAGCAAAUCUUUUUGUCAGCUCUGGGGUUACAAAGAUUCGUUUGACUGGAGGGGAGCCAACAAUCAGAAAGGAUAUAGAAGAAAUUUGCUUGCAGCUGUCAAAUUUAAGUGGGUUGAAGACACUUGCUAUGACUACUAAUGGAAUUACCCUGGCGAAUAAACUUCCAAGGUUAAAAGAAUGUGGGCUUAGUUUGCUAAACAUAAGUUUAGACACGUUGGUUCCAGCAAAGUUUGAAUUUAUGACUAGGAGGAAGGGACAUGAAAGAGUGAUGAAAUCCAUUGAUGCUGCUGUAGAGUUGGGAUAUAAUCCUGUCAAAGUAAAUUGUGUUGUAAUGCGUGGCUUCAAUGAUGAUGAAAUAUGUGAUUUUGUUGAGCUGACACGUGAGAAGCCAGUCAAUGUACGGUUUAUUGAGUUCAUGCCUUUUGAUGGGAAUGUGUGGAAUGUGAAGAAACUUGUACCUUACUCUGAAAUGUUGGAUAUUGUGGUUAAACGAUUUACAGGACUUCAAAGGAUUCAGGAUCACCCCACAGAGACAGCAAAGAAUUUCAGGAUAGAGGGACAUCAGGGUACAGUUUCUUUCAUCACAUCAAUGACAGAGCAUUUUUGUGCUGGUUGUAAUAGACUGAGACUUCUAGCUGAUGGGAACUUUAAAGUUUGCCUAUUUGGUCCCUCAGAGGUUAGUUUGAGGGAUCCUCUGCGUCGUGGCGCUGAUGAUAAUGAACUUACGCAUAUAAUUGGAGCAGCGAUCAAAAGGAAGAAAGCAGCCCAUGCUGGAAUGUUUGACAUUGCAAAGACUCCUAACAGACCAAUGAUACAUAUUGGUGGCUAGGCAUUAUCACCACUGGUAGAUUACCCUGUGCCAUGUUUAACUUGCUUGUGUGGUUGAUCCAGUGGUUCUUUCCUGUAGCUGACAAAACACCAGAAAGGAAAGGACUUCUAUAAGGGAAACUGUGAAGAAAGAGAGAGCUAAUUACGGAACCAUGCUUUUGUGUUAUUCUCGAGGCUGUACAUUAUCAAGCUGAAAGAAUUGAAAAUGUUAUAGACUUUACAAAUUCUAAUGUUUCUUGUAUUUUGGAGAAUACCAAUGUCAAUUUUCUCAUAUGCCUUGUAUAUGUAUAUAACCCUCUUCUCUCGGAGGUGAUUCUUUUCACUUGUACAAAGGAUAAUAUCUGAUUAUUAGUUUGAGAAAGAACGAGUGUUGGGCUCAA
Messenger RNA from Sesamum indicum (sesame), 1874 nucleotides. RefSeq names its product cofactor of nitrate reductase and xanthine dehydrogenase 2 (gene CNX2). Gene Ontology annotation, biological process: Mo-molybdopterin cofactor biosynthetic process. Gene Ontology annotation, molecular function: GTP 3',8'-cyclase activity; metal ion binding; cyclic pyranopterin monophosphate synthase activity. The record is from RefSeq and is a predicted model, not a curated record. NCBI's taxonomy places the organism in Eukaryota, Viridiplantae, Streptophyta, Magnoliopsida, Lamiales, Pedaliaceae.